AUGCGCGACCCAGAGCAAGAAAUGCUCACCGUCCCGGAUGGCUUGGCAGACUGGACCUUCAAUCCAGCACACUUCGCACAGGCCAAUAACAUUGAAGUAUUCUAUCUUGACGCGAAAUGCCCUCAACCUGUCCGAUCAUCCCAGUUUGAAGAACAUUACUUCGGAGGACUUUCCCAGACUCAAAUGUACCCCAGCAAUUUUGGGUACUGGGAAGGCAACCAUUACGAAGACUGGUACAUCCCGCUCGCAUCCCUCGUAGGUCAAGCUCGAAACCUUCCGCCCGUUCCCGGUAAUCGUGUUCACCCAUUUUAUCGAGAAGGCUACGCCCACAUACAAUUCUUUCCUAUCGACUCACAGUCGGCUGGACCGACAUCUCCUCCCCCUUCCUAUUUCGAACGACCUCAGAUUCCUUCCCAUGCAUAUCCUUCUCUAGAAUCCUCAGAUUCACCCUCGACACCCAGCAACACUCUCGCAUUAUAUACUGCAGAAGGAGAUUCUCGCAUGCCCCAGUCCUGUCUCAAUACAACAUACGAUUAUGAUGAUGACAAUGACAAUGAUGAUGAUGAUCAAAUGAGCGAGGACGAUGAUGAUGACGAGAACAUGAAGACCGCCGACGGGUUAGUAAUCACAAAUGGAAUCACUAUCGACGACAGCUCAGAGCACAAUGUACGCGACGGCUUUGAUGACAUCGCCCCCAAUCAAUUCCUCUGA
This is a messenger RNA of Sparassis crispa, 711 nucleotides long. RefSeq lists its product as hypothetical. The record is from RefSeq and is a predicted model, not a curated record. Lineage: Eukaryota; Fungi; Basidiomycota; Agaricomycetes; Polyporales; Sparassidaceae. The transcript is spliced from 2 exons. The coding region runs from base 1 to 711 and encodes 236 amino acids.